AUGAGCGAAUGUGGAGUCGACAAGCCACUUAACGACUGGUUCCGCGACUAUCUAACCGGGCGCUCAUAUCGUGUCAGGGUUGGAGAUGCGCUCAGCGCGAUGACGGCGGUACGCUGCGGGGUACCGCAGGUCUCGGGGUGUGGUCCCGUGAGCUACCUAAUGCACGUUAACAGCCUGUGUGGUGCACUGCAGCACUGCACAGCGCACAUGUUCGCGGAUGACCUCUGCAUGCUGCUCGCCGGCGCUGACCUGGCGGAACUCCUAUCUUUGGUACAAUGUGAUGUGGACGCGGUCGUUAAGUGGUCGCUCGACAACGGAAUUCUAUUGAAUGCCUCUAAAACUAAAUAUAUGAUAAUACACUCUCCCUAUAUUGAUCUUUCCAAACAACCAUCAGCAUUGCCUAUAACAGCUCAUUCUUAUUCCUGUAUUCAUAACAAAAAUAUAUACUGUACUUGUGAACCCAUAGAUCGUGUAAAUUAUAUAACCUACCUUGGAGUUAUUGUAGACGAUCGUUUUUCCUGGACACAACAUGUCAAUUACAUAUGCAAUCUUAAGAAAGCUUUUGACACUGUUUCCAUCCCCAUCCUUGUACACAAGUUGGAAAAGAUUGGAAUUAGAGGCACACAACUCUCCAUUUUCAAGGACUAUCUCGCGGGCUGA
This is a messenger RNA of Amyelois transitella, 660 nucleotides long. RefSeq lists its product as uncharacterized. NCBI's taxonomy places the organism in Eukaryota, Metazoa, Arthropoda, Insecta, Lepidoptera, Pyralidae. The record is from RefSeq and is a predicted model, not a curated record. The transcript is spliced from 2 exons. The coding region runs from base 1 to 660 and encodes 219 amino acids.